AUUUGUAUCUUGUCUUUCCCCUGUCCUUCUUCCUGUCUUCGUUUCUGCAUCUGUGUCUCGCCCUCUCUAUCUCUCUGUUGUAUCUCUCUCCGCACCCCAGCUGGAUUUCACUCGGCAGGACUGGUCAUGGAGCUGUGGAUUUUUGCCUUGAUACUAGUGACCACAGCCUGGGCUGAAGACCAAGACAAGGUAAUGGAUGGCCAAAACUGUGGAGAAGACGGACAUCCCUAUCAGGCUGCCCUCUUCUAUUCCAACCACUUACUGUGUGGUGGAGUCCUCAUACACCCCCAGUGGGUUCUCACUGCUGCUCAUUGUCAAAAACCGAAACUACAGGUUCUCCUGGGCAAGAACAACAUUCAGCAAUGGGAACGAAAUCAGCAGCUGAGCCCAGUGGUCCAGGCUAUCCCACAUCCAGCCUAUGAUAAGUCUCGACAUGAUAAUGACAUCAUGCUAUUGAAAUUGCCUCGGGCCGUACCUCUGUCUUCACAUAUCCAACCUCUGGCUCUUCCCUGGGAAUCAGACUGCAGAGAUAAUUCCAAAUCAUCCUGCCGCAUCUCUGGCUGGGGCAAGACAGAUGAUCAGGAACAUUACCCAGAUUUACUCCAAUGUGCCUCCAUCCACCUGGUCCCUCACAAGAUCUGUGAGCAGUCCUAUCCCAACCAGAUCACAUCCAACAUGGUGUGCGCAGGAGAAAAGGAGAGUGGAAAAGACUCUUGCCAGGGUGAUUCUGGUGGACCCCUAGUGUGUAAUGGACGUCUUCGUGGUCUGGUGUCCUGGGGGAGGGUUCCCUGUGGUACAGCCCAGAAGCCAGGAGUCUACACUGAUGUUUGCAAAUACUAUGAUUGGAUCCGAAGGACAAUUCGAGCCAACUGACUGACCUUUGCAGCUACUGAUCUCUGACUCUACUGGCUGAUUCUGUGUACUCAUGUAUCAUAUAAUCCAGUCCUUUUCUUCUCUUCUCCUGCCACAAGUUGUGCACAAAGAAUUAAUAAAUUCAGUAACCUGGAAUUGGAUAUCUUUUCUGAUCCCUUAAUCCAAAUCAAUAUCCCUUCUUGAGAUCAGUUUUUUCCCUUUC
Monodelphis domestica (gray short-tailed opossum) is the source of this 1075-nucleotide messenger RNA. RefSeq names its product kallikrein related peptidase 6 (gene KLK6). Gene Ontology annotation, molecular function: serine-type endopeptidase activity. Gene Ontology annotation, cellular component: secretory granule. Lineage: Eukaryota; Metazoa; Chordata; Mammalia; Didelphimorphia; Didelphidae. The record is from RefSeq and is a predicted model, not a curated record. Gene Ontology annotation, biological process: proteolysis.